Messenger RNA from Cetraspora pellucida, 1053 nucleotides. NCBI's taxonomy places the organism in Eukaryota, Fungi, Glomeromycota, Glomeromycetes, Diversisporales, Gigasporaceae. The record is from the annotation of a GenBank genome assembly.
AUGGAAAACAACGAUGAUGCAAUACUCGCAAAGAAAUUACAAGAAGAAUAUAAAUUUAUCAAUGAUGUCGAUUCUUUAGCUUUGGCGCGUCAGCUACAAGAAGAAGACUUGGGAAGUAACGAGAAUCCGGACGAUCCAAAUCCUGAUCUUCAUAGUCUCUUUAUUGCUUUUGAUCAACAAUAUUUUUGGGGAAGUCUGAAAAGUGUUGAGGUUAGAUGGUCAAAUAAAAUGACUUUGUGUGCUGGACUAUGUUGCUAUCAAGCAGGUGGUUAUUGUAGUAUAAGGUUAAGCGAACCGUUGUUGAAAUUUCGAACUCGUCAGGAUAUGAUUGAGACAUUGUUACAUGAAAUGAUUCAUGCCUAUCUGUUUGUAACUAAAAAUUGUAAAGAUCAUAAUGCACACGGUCCUGAAUUUCUUAAACACAUGGAACGCAUAAAUACUGCUGCUGGAACAAAAAUAACUGUAUAUCAUAAUUUUCGUGAUGAAGUUAAUUACUACCGGACACAUGUCUGGAAAUGUGAUGCACGUAUUUUUAUUACUACGGUUAGUGCUGGUCGGAAUUAUGUUGAUGCCGGCCGGCCGCCUUAUUUUGGAAUUGUGCAACGGGCGAUGAAUAGGCCUCCACAGCCUGCUGAUAGCUGGUGGGAAAAACAUAGACAAUCAUGUGGUGGUAAAUAUCAUAAGAUUGCUGAGCCUCAAAAAGAGGAAAAGAAACAAGUAUCGAAAAAUCGAAAACGUAAACUCGAAAAUGAUAAUGCUAGUGGUAGUAAUGCUUCUUUGGAUAAAUGGUUUUGUAAAAGUUCUGACAAAGAGGUGUCCCAAACUUAUAAGUUCAAAAAACGUUGCACCGAUGUUGAUAAUGGACACAAUACUUCUCAGAAUCUUAAUCAACCGAUUAACCUUGAGAAUGACUCUAAUGAAAAAGGAAAAUCUUUGAAUACUGUUCAAUGCCCGAUCUGUGGUGAUAAUACGAUAGAUAAUUCAACAAUUAAUGAUCAUAUCGAUUUAUGUAUUUGGGCGUCUGAAAACGGCGAAAAAUUGUCAAUUAUGUAA